UAAAAUAUCCAAUCCAAUUCGAAUGGAAUCGUCUGGUUGUACAGAAACUGUUAAGAGUUGGCCGAAGGUUUGGCUUUACGGAUACAAUCCGUUCAAUUUAAGCGGAGAUGGUUCUUUGGUUGAAAUCAAGUUGAACGAGUAUAUCGGAAAACCGGUCUCCGGUGAUGUGUCCUACAUCUUUGAAAUAACUUCAACCCAUGCUAUUUUGGCCGCAGAAAGCUACCUUUAUACACGAUCCGAACUUACAAAGCAAUCAAACGAAGUGUGUUUCGGUAGCAGUAUAGUUAAACUAUCAGCCUGUUCCUGGUACUGUUUGGUGCUGCUGGAGAAUUGUGAUCUGUUUAAAUAUGACUUCAACGACAAUCGAUCCGUUCGAUUGGACUUCCUGGGUGUGGAGUUUGCCGACAGCGAUCAGUCUGCGGAUGAACACGAAAUAAUUACGCAUCUAGCUUGUGGAGACCGUGUUUCGAUUGCAACCACAAGUCGGAAGUCCGUAUUCACUAUUCCUAGUCGGAUUCACACCUUCCCUCGGCAUGUGCGCAUUGUUCAAAUUGCCGUUGGAUUGGAACACUGUCUGCUGCUGACUGCGAAUGGCGAUGUUUACAGCUGGGGUGGAGGAUUACGCGGUCAGUUGGGCAACGGUGAAAUUUUUCCACACCAGGAACAACCGCAGUUAGUGGAAGCGCUUGCUGGUGUGAAGAUUGUUGAGAUCGCCGCAGGCGGGUGGCAUUCGGGAGCCAUUUCUUCGUUUGGUGAUCUGUACAGCUGGGGUUGGAACAGCAAGGGACAGCUGGGGAUAGUGGAUGAGAAGCGCCAAAAGGGGAGCGUUUUUUCGCUGCCGCAGUUGAUUGAGUUUGCCGAUGAGGUGUGCUUGCAGAGGAUUUUCUGUGGCUUCGAACAUACGUUGGUGGUUGAUACGAAGGGUGAUAUCUAUUUUACUGGAAAUGAUUUACGAACAAGACUAGACUACAGCAAAGUGCAGAGACAUCCGAGUUUGUUGGGGUUCAAAAAAAUGGAAUUCGAUCUGGAAGCAUUCGGGGGAAAAUUAAUCAAAAGCGGGGCGAAUACAAUUAUUCUCAUGGAUCAAACGUAAGAUAACAACUUCGCUGGGCAGAGACUGGUAGAUGCAAGUUUGCGCUUUUCGAUACUAGGUGUCGUUGCAUCCAUGGAAUUUAAGCUUUUCCGAAUUCUGACUGGAUUCUCCCUUGGCGGCCAUCCACAUACCACGUGGACAAAUUUGAAAUGAUUUUGACCCCCCGUGGACAAGUGCUCAUAUUAAUUCUAAAAAUUUUGUAUAGACCGUGGACAUUACACAUAAUUCAAAAAAUGGAAACUGAAAGAAAUCGCCAUGACUUAUAGCGAUUUUUGAAGUAGAAUACUUCUCUCAGGAAGUUCGGCUACAUAGGGAUGUGAAAUGAAAAUCUAAAACCGAAAAAAGUGAAAAAUAUGUCCAAUUUCAAAUGCUAAUAAAUCGGUUAGUAUUCGAUGGAUUUCCUUCGUUCUUGCAGCAAUAGAUUGGAAAAUCUUCUGAGAUUCUUCCCAAAAUAAGAUAAUUGUAAUUUUAUUAUUCACACUAUUGUACUAUUGAAAAUAGUCAAGCCUUGUCAAAACGAAAAAUUCGACCUCUGAUUGGUCGUUAUAUGCUUGCUUUCCAAGCACGAUCGACAGAAUCAUAUACCUUGCAAUUGAAAACAUGCUAUUUGGCCUAUAUAAGAGCCUGUUUCAGCCGGAGCCGCUCAUAAUAGUUCUAGACAGCGACAACAGCAGUCGCCCUUCCUUAGCAGCAGCACUAGACCUGUGGUUGGUCACCACGUCUCAGGAGCAGCGCGGUUUUUCUCAGCGUGUGCCGCCAGACAACCAUUAUUCCCCCCGUGUUGGGGCAGCAUGAAGAUUGCCAUCAGGAAAUCCAAUUUUGGAAAUCAAAAUACCUUUUUUAAGACAAAUAAACAAGUCAUUGAAAGUUAAUAAUUUUUGUCAACGCAAGCAAGCAUUCUGUGUUGCAUCCUAGCAAUUUAAAUAUGUCGCACCCGUCGAAUUUACUGAAUGUGAAAUAGCUUCCACAGUGCAUGUUGUCCGUGUAUCUUAAUUCCCCCAAUGUUAGGGCAGCUCAAAGGUUGUAAUUAGCAACUGAUUUUGAACCGCAAAAUGCUUUUUUUCAAGGCAAAUAAAAGAAUAAUUGAAGGUUAAUAAUUUUCUGGCAUCAACACAAGCAGACAUUCUGUGCGGGAUGCAACCAAAUUCUGUUGUUGAUGUCUAAUUUUUACUUUCACUUUAUUUAGUAAACCCCCCACUGUAGGGGCAGCGCAAAGGCUGCGAUCAGCAUAACCGACAUUAAAUAACAAACUGCCCUGUUAGACCGCAUUCACAAAGACAGUUAGUUCGACUAUGCAGAGCUAAUAUGAAGUCGAUUCAAUCAUUCAGCAGUAACAGAAUUUCGUCGUCUCCCAGUUGCCAAGUUGCAACAUGAUGCAACACGCAACAGCGAGUAAACGAAAUCGCUUGAUGUUACAAACCGCAAUAAGAUACGGGUUAAAACCGUUGCGUGUGUGAGAGCACCAUCGGUGUUUAUUCGCUGGAUACAAAAAUCAAAUGCGAAUUUUGGAAUAAUUCGUUUAAAGAACAUAAGGAAAUGGUAAACCUGAACUGAAAGGCGUGGCCUAUUACGUAGCACCCUUCGGCUAUAAAAGAGUGUUUCUGGGAAAACUAGCUACAUUCAUUAGUCGGAAGGUGAACUGGAUGAACCGUCCACAACGUUGACAGCAAUAACAGCAGAUAUCGGCACUCAGCAGUAACAGACCAUAGCAGCGGGUCGCGCCUGUGGCUGCCUUCAAAUUAAACAAAUCACUUGCCCUGUGGUUGGUCACCACGUCUCAGGCCUCUGCCAGGCUAAACGCCAACGCGAGCGAUCGGGCGAGAUUUUUGCGGUACAUCAGCCGGCACUUCCUCUAAUAGAAAAGUAGGAUCAUUUUGUUUAGAAGAACAUUACUGUCGGUAAUAUUACAGAGAUGCGAUUGCAUCAUAUCCGAUAUGGAAUUGAACAAUUGUUCUUUUGAGGACAAAUAAAACACUUAAUUCGAAGAGUUAAUAGCUUUGGGUACCAGUAGCAGUAUGGUACCAGCCUCAGCGGUAGGUGCAGUCGGUACUUCCCUAAGACCGAUGUAAUAAGGAAGUAAAUGGAAGCGGCACGGCGAAACAGUUCGGGUGUUCUUAGACGCGCGUCGUUUUUCGUACGAUAGCGGCGGUAUUAGCGGUAGAUGCAUUUGCCAACACUUACUCCAGUAAAGCCGUGUCUAAUUUUCAAUGUGAAAACACCUUUCUAUUGUGUUGGCCGUGCGCGUUAGGCCUCUGCCAGGCUAAACGCGAUAAGCGGCGCGAACCGAUACGUCGGCCGUAGGUUAAUUUACAGCCGUAAGUAGAGCUGUGUAAAAGUAUUCUACUUCAACCUUGCGGUCGUGGCUUUGCUCACAGCCCUCCUGUGUUUUUUUAUUCCACUGAGUGCGUGGUAAUCUACGUGGGAAUAGAGAAACGAUAUUGAGAUUGCGAGGAAGAGAUGCCAGAUAGGCCCGGGUGGGCCCUGGGAAUAAAAAAAAGGAUGACUUGCAAAAAGAUAUGUUCAAUAGAAAAUUUCGGAAAAUUCCGAAGUAUGUUAAAGCAACUUUCUUUCGAGUUGUAAAUAUUUAUUUUAAUUCGAUCCUAUUUAAAUCAAGUACGAGUUGUGCCAGAUAUGAUAGAAAAAAAAUCUGCUUUUGAGCAAAGGAGGAGCUACAAUGGAAGCAGGUGAAGUUCGAACAAUACAAGAAGAGCAGUUUUGAUCCGGAGAAAAGCGACCCUGAUGUUUUUUUCUCUUUGACGUCAUUAACGAUACCUAUCAACAAAAUUUCAUAUAAUUUUCAAUUGCUCUUAUUUUGUAUUAGUUCGAGAAUAAAACACUUUAUGUAAAAUACAAGAGAGAUUUAAACGAUGCUUAUAAAUA
Molecule: messenger RNA, 3973 nt
Organism: Wyeomyia smithii (pitcher-plant mosquito)
Lineage: Eukaryota; Metazoa; Arthropoda; Insecta; Diptera; Culicidae
Product: probable E3 ubiquitin-protein ligase HERC3
Exons: 3
Coding region: 23-1093 (356 amino acids)
Source: RefSeq, a predicted model, not a curated record